Molecule: messenger RNA, 1602 nt
Organism: Aspergillus ochraceoroseus IBT 24754
Lineage: Eukaryota; Fungi; Ascomycota; Eurotiomycetes; Eurotiales; Aspergillaceae
Product: aminoglycoside phosphotransferase family protein
Exons: 5
Coding region: 1-1602 (533 amino acids)
Cellular component (GO): mitochondrion
Source: RefSeq, a predicted model, not a curated record
AUGAGCUCUGCCAGCAUUCCACAGCCUGACACGGAUCUCUUCCGAUACACCAGUGGUCGUUGGCUAUGGGACGAAGAGCAGCAACUUCGGGACCGAUUUUCGCCUUUCAAUGUGGCGGAAUUACAGAGAAUGGCAGCGCGUAGCGUUGGAGCGGACACAUGCACUGCAAUCGCAAAACUGGCAGAAGGAUCAUUCAACAAAACAUUCAGGCUUGAGAUGGAUAAUGGAUUCUCUGUGAUCGCAAGAAUACCCCAUCCUAUUGCCGGGCCUAGGUACUACGCUACAGCAUCUGAAGUCGCAACGAUGGAAUUUGCCCGCACAAUCCUCGAAAUACCAACCCCCCAAGUAUAUGCUUGGAAUGCAGACCUCGACAAUUCUGUUGGUUCCGAGUAUAUUAUAAUGGAGGAAGCCCCCGGUACAACGCUGGAAGAUAUAUGGGAUGAUCUUUCUCUGGAAAAGAAGAUAGAGGUCAUGAAGGAUCUCGUCCAACUAGAGAAAAAAAUGCUUCAAGCGCCACUGAAUCAUUUUGGGAGUUUGUACUAUGCCAGUGCUAACAUCAGAGAUGUCGUGCCAGCUGAGAUAUGUGCAGAAGUAUCUUCUGAGCUCAACGACAAGAUACGCCAUCGUUUUGUUAUCGGCCCAGUCGCAGAAAGACACUACUGGUCCAAAGAACGCGCAGAGAUGACCUUGGACCAUGGACCAUAUUUGUUCUCUAUCCAUCUCCUUUUGUGGAAACAACCCCAGGACUAUGUGCGCUCUCUAGCUCACCGAGAAGAGGCAUGGAUUCAGCAAUACGCAACUCCAAAAUCCGAAGACGACCCGCUAGUGACCUCAGCAACGCAGAACUCCCCCCACAGCCAUAUAUCCUUGCUACACAAAUAUCUCAACGUUGCCCCUUAUCUCCUCCCAAACGAUCCUGUGGCAGUUGCACCUUAUAUUCGGCAUACUGAUCUCCAUUCUGGAAACAUCUUUGUCCAGAAUGGUAGAAUUUCGAGUGUCAUAGACUGGCAGGGGCUUUGGGCAGCACCGUUGAUCCUUCAAGCACGCCAUCCAAGGCUGAUUGACUAUACCGGGGAAGUCAUUCUGCAAGCGCCCGCAAACUUCAAAAAUCUCGACCCAGCCGAAAAGAUUCGGAUCAGAGGCCUUAUGAGUAGCUCGAUACUGCUCUACCUCUACGAAAAGCAAAUUGCUAAAGAGAUUCCCCUGCUUGAUCAAGUCCUCCGAUUCGAGCACGGCAGGACAAGAUGCGACCCAAUUUCGUUCGUGGGCGACACGUGGGAUGACGAACUUCUACCCCUACGGGAAUCUCUGAUCAGGCUUGAGAGGUGCUGGAAUGAAAUCGGAUUCGACUUUCCGUGUCCUAUUCAUUUCACGGAGGAUGAUCUCCGCGUCCACGAAGAGGAAAGCGACGGGUGGAAUGAUGUGCAGGGAUUUUGGAACUCUGUUGCGAAUAUAGUCUCGAGAGAUGGCUGGACUCCGCAUCAUCUAUACGGUGAUGCCAUUUCUCUCUUUGCAGAGCUACGAGACAUUGGCCUGAAAGCUACGGUAGGGAAGGACAGGGACACAUUUGACAAACAGACAAAGUGGAUCAAAAAGCAUUAA